AGUAGAACAAUGGUUGCAGAGGAAGUGAUAAUUACAUUGUCCGGUGGAGCGCCAUGGGGGUUUCGUCUCCAGGGAGGCGUGGAACAUCAGAAACCACUCCAGGUAGCUAAGGUGCGUAAAAGAAGCAAAGCAUGCAGGGCUGGGCUGCGGGAGGCUGAUGAGCUGGUGUCCAUCAACGAGCAGCCAUGUGCAGCACUCUCCCAUGCCCAGGCCAUGAACCUCAUAGACAGCUCCCCUGGGAUGUUACACAUCAGGGUCAGAAGGGCACCUGCUGCUUUUCAGUCUGUGGUGCUUGUGACUCGAGCCCCAUCACCCCGAAUAGACAAAGAGUACCGGGCUGCUCUGCGAGCUAUGUCACCAAACCACUCUCACCAUGCACCUGUCCGGGAGGUCCACCGUAGCCGCUCCACCCUAACCAGCGGCUUGACAUCUCCACCUGGGAGUGAGGCUUACUAUGGCGAGACUGACAGUGAUGCAGACGUGGCGGGUUACGAGAGACAGCGCAGGCAGAAACGCCGAAGCCCCAGCAACUCCAAUCCUGGGAAACCCACAGGACGAACUUCUCCUGAAGGUGGGGAGACAUCAGAGAUGAGUGGCUAUGACAGUGCUCCAGAUGCACAUGUUUACCCCCGUUUGUUGGAUGGCCAUGGUGGAGAAGGAAAUGGAGGAGGAGGGCUGCCAGGGGUGGCCAGAAGGGAAGUGAUUUACCAACCUUCUGGUUCAGGAAUGUGGUCCUCCCAGACAUCAACAGAGACUUCCUCCAUCAUAUCCUCAGCAGAUGACCAGGGGCCACGGGAUGCAGGGCAAGAGGAGGAUAGUGGCUUUCUAGAGCCUGCCAAUGUGCCACUGGUAUCUCCUGAGAGGGCAAAGGAGGCACUGAUGCUUGGGUCCCGUGACAAGCUUGUGCCCAUGGUGGGUCCUGUGAAUAAACCCAUUGAUGAUGAGCUUACAACAACCUACAUGGAAAAGGCCAAGCAAGCCAAACUGAACAGAGGGGAUACGCUGCAAGACAAGCAAGUAAAGGAAGCUAAAAGCAAGUGUCGAACAAUUGCCUCUCUACUGACAGAUGCUCCUAACCCUCACUCAAAAGGGGUGCUAAUGUUCAAGAAGAGAAGGCAGCGGUCCAAGAAGUACACCCUCACUAGCUUUGGUAGUGUUGAUGAGGACAGGUGUCAGGACUCACAGGAGGAGGAGGAUGGGGUACUUCCUGGCAGUGAAUCUGAGAUUGAUGAGGAUGGCUUUUCAUCACUUCCUGACCCAACUUGGGACAGUGACUAUCUGGAUAUGCUGGAAAAGAGGGCAACAGCAGGCAUUGAAGGUCGUGGGGAUGGAGCAGAGGAUGCUCCGAGUCCAGGAUUGAGUGACACUGCGGGCAAGGGUGCCCAGUUGUUUGAGCAGCAGAGAAAAAGGGUUGCCGAGCAUGCCAAGAAAGCAGAGGCAGCAAAACCUCAGGUACCUCCACAAUCCCAAGUCCAUGAGGAGUCUCAGAUACCCCAGAUGUAUCAGUCACAACAAGAAAUACAACAAGUGCAAACAAACUUACAGGCUCAGCAUAUAAUGCCGCCUGGACUGACAUGCACACAACCAAUGCUAUCUCCAGGUCCAAUUGUUGUUGCAGCCCAUGGAAUGGCUAAUGGGGACCUAUCCUGCUCUGCAGUUAGCACAGCUAACAUGGAGGCAUCACUUCCACCUGUGACACCCAAACCAGCCACAGUCUCAGUGACCGUUCUGACCAGUCUUGCUCAACCAGCCGAAACACCAUUACCAGAACUACCUGUGAGUAGUGUCCUCAACAGGACUGCACGUCCUUUUACCCCUGGCUUCAUCAGCAUUCGAGCUGCAACUGCUCCUGUAACGUUCCGGCCACCUGUCACAAAGACAGCCCAGCGUCCUGUCUCAGUAGCUGUUGUGCCACCACCAUUUUCCACCGCAUCUGAACUAGAUGUUAGUACUACAGCAGGAACUUCACAUCUACUGCCUGGUCCUUCAUCAGUGCUCUCCCCACAAUCCUCUAUACCUCAAGGUUCCUUGGCCCUGACACCAGAGGCUCCUGUUACCUAUAACCCUCCAUCCCUUUCUACCUGUGUACAAACAAUGCAGUCAAUGCCAACAAUAACAACUGUUCAUCAGAAUUCAUUUCCAACUGUGACUUCAGUGCCUGUUCCAUCAAUACCACCAGCACCACAAGUGCCAGCGGUUCCAGCCCCUGGUCCUCCUGCAUCCCAAAUUCCUGUCUCAGUUGACCAAGUUAUCCCAGUGUCUCCACUUCAAACACCAGUUGCUCAGCCACCACUACAAUCUUCCAUGGCACCUUUAGCUCAGGUGUCAGUGGUCUCCCAGUCUGAAACUGUAGCUCCAACCCCUGUUCCUGUUUCAACAAAUCGCACAGGAAUCUUGCUUGAGUCUCGAAGGCGUAGUGGCAAACCCAAACCUAUGUUCAAUGUGCCAGAUGUUAAAAAGAACUCCCCCAAUCCUGAAUUGUUGUCUAUGGUGCAGAACCUGGAUGACAGAUACAGCCGAUACAAAUAUGGCCAACCACCCAUUGAGAAUAUAUAUGAUGAUGCUGAGGAAGAAAGGGGUGAUGACAUUGGCAUAGGAAAGGUGCCUCCCCCAGUGGCACCCAAACCCCGGGUUGUCCAUGAAGUGCCACAGAUUCUUCAAGCAGGAGGUAAAGGGGCCCAACUGUUUGCCAAAAGGCAGAGCCGCAUGGGUAGGUAUGUAGUGGAUGCUCCACCUGAGGCUCCUUACCAGAGGGAAGGGGCAAUGCACAGUGCAGUGCAACCCCUUGGUUCCUCCCUCAAUCCUUCUCAAUGGAAAUAUUCCCCUAAUGUCCGUGCACCUCCGCCCAUUGGGUACAACCCUCUCUUGGCCCCAUCUAUCCCUACUGGGCCUCAGAGAGAUAUAAACAAGCCAGACAACAGGGGUAGGGGAAGCUCUCCAAGAGAGGGCAUCAAAGCACUGGAUUUCAUGAGAAGGCAGCCAUAUCAGCUCAACUCUGCCAUGUUCAACUAUGGGGGCAGCGCUGCUAAUCUAUCAGCCAUGCCUUCUUACCAGGCCCAACAGCGUGAUUACACAACAGCAAUGGUGGGAAGCUCCUUGACCUCACCAAGGCAGAUCCCCCUCAAAACAGCCCGCGUUUAUGAGAUCAAACGAUUUUCCACACCUACACCUAUGUCAGGUCCGUCUCUGGCUCCCAAAGUCAUUGCACCUCGCUCGGCCACUUCACUUGGAGAACGUUUGACUCAUUCCAGCAUGACCUCCCCACCUCCUGAGACUUUUACUCCAACUCCAGCCCCUGUCUUGACAACAACACCAGACAGUGCACCAAUCCCAGCUUCACUUCUGUCCCAACCAGCUGGACCACCUAGUCUUCCAAAAUUUUCUGCCACCCCUAUUCCAAACCCAGUGCCCCCUGCAGUACCUACACCUUAUGCUCCAGUGUCAUAUACCACUGGGCUCCAGUCAGCCAAACAGUUCCAGAGCGCUCCUGAGCUCAGCAUCCUUGCCUCUCUGCCCCCACUCAAGUCCAACCCAAUACAGGCACCCAAGCCACGCUUUGUGGCCACCAAGGGAGGUGUCCAGCCCCGUGUUUGGAGGCCAGGGGCAAUCUGAACAGCAAUGAAGCAGUCAAUACCAUGCUGGGACAUCUUCAUCUUCAUGAAAUGACUAGUCAAUUAUGGACAGAAAUAAUUUCUGUCAAUUGCAUUAAUUGAUUUAUAGUAAGAAAAAUACAGAGUUUAAAGAUGUUGUUUUAUGCUUUGAAAAACUUUGAUGGGCAAAGACCCAGACUCAGCUGCAAAAAUUAGCUAAUGAAGUAACAUAAAAUCACAAUUCAGUAUCAAAUUGAAAUCCCAAAACAAGUGAGAUAAAUUUGAAGAGGACAAUAGAUAAACAUAAACACUUUUUUGCUGCUCAAAAUGCUGCUUAUCACAUUUAUUUUGCUGCUAAAAGAUUUAAUGAGUGACACUAGUUAUAGGCUAGAACCAUAUACUGUAUACUGUAUAGCUCACCAUAUGCCUGUCCUGGAGGAGGUUUGUGUAAGGCUUCUGGAGAUCUCUUCUACUAAUUUAGCAGAUAACCCAUCUAAACAGAGCCUGUACUGAAUUAUUCUUUGAAACUUGAAAUGUCUGAAAAAUGAAUAGCUGCCAUUUUGUAUUGGCUCAAAACACUGAACAUGUACGUUGUGUGUUGAUUGGAGGAGGUUAUAACGUGUAAUUUACAGUACUCAUCCUACACUGUAAUGUACACAGAAUUUUCUUUUACCCACUAAAAAAACAAAAACAUGGUGACCUACUCUUUUUAUCUGGGUGUUUAAAUGAUGCAUGACUGUUUGAAAAUUGCAGAAUGUUUUAAACACCUCAGCUCACUGGGGAUCUAUAAGUGAAGACAAAGUUUGCUCAUGCAAUGUGUUAGAGUCAAAUAUCUAUGCUCACUAUAACUAGAGACAAAUGCUAUCUUUUUAGCCCAGGCCACAUACAACAAGUGCCUGGGCUGUCACUAAAUGAACACUUGUCACUGGAUAUCACUGCUUCUAUUUGCCACCUAAGCACACCAGAGCCUCCUUAGCAUCAGUGUGAACUUUGCAGAUAUGUGUAAAUUCAUAACUUUUAUUAAACAAAUAACACAGAUGAAGAUUUUAUUUUGUAAAGUUUUGAUCUAUUCUGAGGGCAUGAAGGGGGAAGUAGAUAGACAGACAGAGAAACACUGGCAUUUGUGAAAGGGUUCAAGGAAAGAGAGUGGCUGUGGAAGGAGGAUAUUUAGGAAAAAUAGAGUCACAGUUCUAUUGCUGCCCAUUUCUCAGAAAGGGUUAAAAUCAAAGACUUCUGUUAGUUAGUUUGAUAUCCCACAGCCUCUAGAAAUUAAAGUAAAAUGACCAGGGAAGUUUGAGCCAUGAAGUUUGUUGGACAGACGCACAGAGGUUUAGCUGGUGUGUUUUAAAUAACAAUGACUGCUGUUAAAAAGUAAAGACAAAUGUGUUUAAUGGAUAUGUAUUUUCAAAGACUGGAUGUUACUGGAAGAAGUAAGAAACACAGAAAGACAAUUGUGUUAAUUUGUGGUAUUCUUGAAAGAUAUUUUUCUUAUUUUUUAUCCUUUUUAAAAUACAGUUUCUCUUAAAGCUUGUUCUUGUUUUCAUUAUGUUAUAGCUGCAGAAAAAUAGAUCUUGGAUAUAGAUAAGCUGAGGUGUACACUGUGAUAUAUAAGUUUCUGAAAGUAUAUGGAUUAAAUAAUGGGUGUGAUAAAUGUUUGUUAUUAAGUAGAAGUUUAUACUGACAGAUGACAAGGUAUUUUUAGAGGAAUAAAAUUA
Messenger RNA from Archocentrus centrarchus (flier cichlid), 5305 nucleotides. It is a transcript of the gene synpo2la, whose product is annotated as synaptopodin 2-like a. Gene Ontology annotation, cellular component: Z disc; nucleus; actin cytoskeleton. Gene Ontology annotation, biological process: positive regulation of actin filament bundle assembly. NCBI's taxonomy places the organism in Eukaryota, Metazoa, Chordata, Actinopteri, Cichliformes, Cichlidae. The record is from RefSeq and is a predicted model, not a curated record. Gene Ontology annotation, molecular function: actin binding. Bases 10 to 3612 code for a protein of 1200 amino acids. The transcript is spliced from 4 exons.